AUGUCGAGACCCCGAGGACUGGCAUGGGUCCCCCUCGCCAUGGUCAGCUCCGGCGUCUACCUGUGGGUCACGGCGCUCGCCCUCCGCGUCGCGCCCGCCGAGGGCCAGGCCCCGUACCCCGUGGUCAGCACCAACUACGGCAAGAUCCGUGGCCUGCGGACGCCGCUGCCCAGUGAGAUCCUGGGUCCCGUGGAGCAGUACCUGGGGGUGCCCUACGCCUCGCCGCCGACCGGGGAGCGGCGGUUCCAGCCCCCCGAGCCCCCCUCGUCGUGGACCGGGGUGCGGAACGCCACGCAGUUUGCCGCCGUCUGCCCCCAGCACCUGGACGAGCGGUCGCUGCUGCACGACAUGCUUCCCGUAUGGUUCACGGCCAACCUGGACACGCUCAUGACCUACGUGCAGGACCAGAGUGAGGACUGCCUGUACCUCAACAUCUACGUGCCCACGGAGGACGGAGCCAACAGCAAGAGACACUCAGACGAUAUAACCAGUAAUCAGCGUGGGGACGAUGAAGACAUCCACGACCAGAGCAGCAAGAAACCGGUGAUGGUGUACAUCCACGGCGGCUCCUACAUGGAGGGCACGGGCAAUAUCAUCGACGGCAGCAUCCUGGCGAGCUACGGCAACGUCAUCGUCGUCACCCUCAACUACCGGCUGGGCGUCCUGGGGUUCCUGAGCACGGGCGACCAGGCGGCCAAGGGGAACUACGGACUCCUGGACCAGAUCCAGGCCCUCCGGUGGAUCGAGGAGAACGUGGGGGCCUUCGGCGGCGACCCCAAGCGCGUCACCAUCUUCGGCUCUGGCGCCGGGGCGUCCUGCGUCAGCCUCCUGACCCUGUCCCACUACUCGGAAGGCCUGUUCCAGAAAGCCAUCAUCCAGAGCGGCACCGCCCUGUCCAGCUGGGCCGUCAACUACCAGCCGGCCAAGUACACGCGCAUCCUGGCGGACAAAGUGGGCUGCAACAUGCUGGACACGACCGACCUGGUGGAUUGUCUCCGGGGCAAGAACCACCGGGAGCUGAUCCAGCAGACAAUCACCCCGGCCACCUACCACAUCUCGUUCGGGCCCGUCAUCGACGGCGACGUCAUCCCCGACGACCCGCAGAUCCUCAUGGAACAGGGCGAGUUCCUCAACUACGACAUCAUGCUGGGGGUCAACCAGGGAGAGGGCCUCAAGUUCGUGGACGGCCUCGUGGACGCCGAGGACGGCGUCACGCCCAACGACUUCGACUUCUCCGUGUCCAACUUCGUGGACAACCUGUACGGCUACCCCGAGGGCAAGGACACGCUGCGGGAGACCAUCAAGUUCAUGUACACCGACUGGGCCGACAAGGAGAACCCCGAGACGCGGCGCAAGACGCUCGUGGCGCUCUUCACCGACCACCAGUGGGUGGCGCCCGCCGUGGCCACCGCCGACCUGCACGCCCAGUACGGCUCGCCCACCUACUUCUACGCCUUCUACCACCACUGCCAGAGCGAGAUGAAGCCCGGCUGGGCGGACGCGGCCCACGGCGACGAGGUCCCCUACGUCUUCGGCGUCCCCAUGGUCGGCCCCACCGAGCUCUUCAGCUGCAACUUCUCCAAGAACGACGUCAUGCUGAGCGCCGUCGUCAUGACCUACUGGACCAACUUCGCCAAGACCGGGGACCCCAACCAGCCCGUGCCCCAGGACACCAAGUUCAUCCACACGAAACCCAACCGGUUCGAGGAGGUGGCCUGGUCCAAGUACAACCCCAAGGACCAGCUCUACCUGCACAUCGGCCUGAAGCCCCGCGUGCGCGACCACUACCGGGCCACCAAGGUGGCCUUCUGGCUCGAGCUCGUGCCGCACCUGCACAACCUCAACGAGAUCUUCCAGUACGUGUCCACCACCACCAAGGUGCCCCCUCCCGACAUGACCUCCUUCCCCUACGGCACCCGGCGGUCGCCCGCCAAGCUCUGGCCCACGACCAAGCGGCCGGCCGUCACGCCCGCCGGGGGCGGCCCCAAGCACGCCAAGGACCCGCACCGCACGGGCCCGGAGGACACGACGGUCCUCAUCGAGACCAAGCGGGACUACUCGACGGAGCUCAGCGUCACCAUCGCCGUGGGUGCCUCCCUGCUGUUCCUCAACAUCCUGGCCUUCGCCGCCCUCUACUACAAGAAGGACAAGCGCCGCCACGAGACGCACCGGCGGCCCAGCCCGCCCGCCGCCGCCCCCCCCAACGACGUGGCCGCCCACAUCCGGGGCGAGGAGAUCAUGUCGCUGCAGAUGAAGCAGCUGGAGCGCGAGCACGAGUGCGAGUCCCUGCAGGCGCACGACACGCUGCGGCUCACCUGCCCGCCCGACUACACGCUCACCCUGCGCCGCUCGCCGGACGACGUCCCACUCAUGACACCAAAUACCAUCACCAUGAUCCCCAACACGCUGACGGCCAUGCAGCCGUUGCACACCUUCAACACCUUCAGCGGGGGGCAGAACAGUAGCAACCUGCCCCACGGGCACUCGACCACGAGGGUAUAG
Messenger RNA from Eptesicus fuscus (big brown bat), 2502 nucleotides. RefSeq names its product neuroligin 4 X-linked (gene NLGN4X). Bases 1 to 2502 code for a protein of 833 amino acids. Gene Ontology annotation, cellular component: synapse; cell surface; postsynaptic specialization membrane. The transcript is spliced from 6 exons. Gene Ontology annotation, molecular function: neurexin family protein binding; signaling receptor activity. The record is from RefSeq and is a predicted model, not a curated record. Gene Ontology annotation, biological process: neuron cell-cell adhesion; postsynaptic membrane assembly; synaptic vesicle endocytosis. Lineage: Eukaryota; Metazoa; Chordata; Mammalia; Chiroptera; Vespertilionidae.